UUAUUCUAAGCAACCCCUAAAGAUUAGAACAAAACAUAAGUCGCUCACACGUUGUUUUCUCCCUAGUUCUUCUGCAUUAACAUUUUCAAUUUUGAUUUAAUUGUUUCAUUCAUUCAUAUUUGCUGAAUCUCACUCAUUAGGUAACACUUCAACCUCUCUGCUGAAUCGGAUUUCACCAUGUGAAAACAGUGAAGAGAGUUUGUACGUACAUCUUUUUCUAAUUCAGGUAUUAUAGUUCUAAGGGAAUGAGUUCUGCUUGUUGUUCUGAAUUUCCCUUUGAAAUUGAUCAAACCAAUCCAGAAACUGAAGCUGAGGAGGAUAGUUAUUAUGGAUCGUGCGAAGAAGAUACAGAGGUGAAGUAUGAGAAUUUUGAUUCUGCUUGUGAUUCUCUAUCACAUGAAAGUAAUCAAAUUGAUUCUGAAGGCUGCGAGGGCAAAACAGAAGUUGAAGCAGGGCCAAUGAAUGAAAGCUGCUCUGAAACUUUUGUUGAUGAAGGUGUAAAUUUUGGACUUCAAGAAGAAGAAAAAGAAGAGGAACCAUCAAAGUUGGUUUUUAAAUUUGAAUAUCAAAGUUGGGAUUGCAACUUGGUUGAAGAAGAAUCCAAGGAAAGUUGUGAUUUUGCCGAGAGGGAUGAUACUAUUUCCUCAUGGACCAACAAGUAUCAGAUCUUCACCGGCGCAAGUUUCAGCCAGUUCUUGGAUGAACCACAAGUUGAAAAUUUCACUGUGAAAGAGUUUUAUGUCCAUUCAAAUGGUGAUGAUUCUCCAUUUGAAAAUCAAGUUAUCAUUGAUUCCAAAGAAGGCUUUAAUGCAGAAAUUCUUGAGAAUUCCACUCAAAAGGUGUCACAAAAUAAGGUCAAGGAUUCGGAACCAGUUGCCGAAGAUUUACCACAUGAAGAUGAUGAUUUCGUAUGCUCAAGUAUUGAUUCAGAUUCUAUGAAUUCUAUGGGAGAAGAAGGUUUCUUGUCGGAAGCAGACUUCGGAACCAAUAUUGAUUAUUACACAUUGGGGAACCAUCAUGUUGGUGAGGAAAAUGCAGACCUAAUAACAGAUGAAGAAGAAGAUUUGGAUUUUUUGGAUGAUAAAGAUUUGGAGAAUUUAGAUAUUGGUUAUGAGCCUGAUGAUUUUGCCGAAGAAGACGAAGAUAUAAUGAAUGAGCUUAGAAAGAUUGAAGAAGAUUGUGCAAAGGAAAAGCCUUCAGGUAAAAAUUUUGAAGGAUCAUUGAAGAACAAUUCAGAUAGUUUAGCUGCUUUUGAUGGUGAGGAUUCAAGCCGGUUCGACACACUUUGGGAGCAUCAAGAUUUGAUAGAGCAGCUAAAGAUGGAGCUGAAGAAAGUUAGAGCAACUGGUUUACCUACAAUCCUUGAGGAUUCUGAGUCUCCAAGGAUCAUGGAAGAUUUGAAACCAUGGAAUAUUGAUGAGAAGUUCCACCAUUGUUCCAACACCAAUGAUCUUCCAAAAUUCUAUAAGAGUUACAGAGAGAGGAUGAGGAAAUUUGAUAUCUUGAAUUACCAAAAGAUGUAUGCUAUAGGUUUUUUAUCAUCGAAAGAUCCGCUCCAAACACUUUCACGGCACAAGAAAUCCUCUUCUUUUGCCAUAAAAGACAUUCUUCGUCGACCACAGAGCGGCCGGCGAAAGAACAAGGAGUCGGGGGACGCGACGAACAAGUUCAUGAGGGAACUAUACAGUGACUUGGAAAUGGUUUAUGUGGGGCAAUUAUGCCUUUCUUGGGAGUUUCUUCAAUGGGAAUAUGAGAAGGCAUUGGAGCUGUGGGAAAGUGACCAAUACGGUUUGAAAAGAUUCAAUGAGGUUGCUGGGGAAUUUCAACAGUUCCAGGUUUUGAUUCAGAGAUUUAUAGAGAAUGAACCUUUCCAAGGUCCACGAGUUGAAAACUACACCAAGAAUCGCUGUGUCAUGAGGAAUCUUCUUCAAGUUCCACUCAUUAGAGAAGACAACAGUUCCAAAGAUAAAAAGAAACAAAGACAAAAAGGAGGAGAUGUAGCAGCAGAUGAUGAGUCUAUAAUAAUAACAAGUGACAUGUUAGUGGAGAUUUUGGAAGAAUCAAUCAGAACAAUUUGGCGUUUUAUAAGAGCUGAUAAGGAUGCAUCUAGCUUCACACUUAAAUCUGCAAGAGAAACUCAUCAACUCAUGCAACUACAGGAUCUCUCAGAUUCACAGCUUUUACUAGAAAUUCUAACAGAUCUUCAAAAGAAGGAAAAGAGACUGAGAGAGGUAUUGAGGAGUGAAAGCUGCAUAUUGAAGAAACUUAAGAAGCAUGAUUAUGAUGAAGAUGGGACAGAUCAAGUGCUUUAUUUUUUCUCUCAAGUGGAUAUGAAAUUAGUUUGGAGAGUGUUGAACAUGUCAAGAAUAACGACUGAUCAACUAGCAUGGUGUCGUAGUAAAUUAAACAAGAUCACUUUUGUAAAUAGAAGGAUACAUGUUGAACCAACUUUCUUGCUUUUUCCUAGUUGAUCUUCAUCAUUCAUAUUACUACUUCUCCAUUUUUUGUUAGAAUAUAUAUGGUAUUAUUAUGUCAUAGAAACUUUGAUCUCUUCUAUUUUUCUAUUCCAUGCUUUAAAGGGUAAAUUUGAGUAACCAAAAGGAUAGUA
Molecule: messenger RNA, 2608 nt
Organism: Arachis duranensis
Lineage: Eukaryota; Viridiplantae; Streptophyta; Magnoliopsida; Fabales; Fabaceae
Exons: 5
Coding region: 246-2471 (741 amino acids)
Source: RefSeq, a predicted model, not a curated record